Molecule: messenger RNA, 2851 nt
Organism: Pangasianodon hypophthalmus (striped catfish)
Lineage: Eukaryota; Metazoa; Chordata; Actinopteri; Siluriformes; Pangasiidae
Product: cytochrome P450 1B1
Exons: 2
Coding region: 207-1787 (526 amino acids)
Biological process (GO): hormone biosynthetic process; progesterone metabolic process
Molecular function (GO): iron ion binding; steroid 17-alpha-monooxygenase activity; heme binding
Source: RefSeq, a predicted model, not a curated record
CAGCUCGGACAGAGUAACUUUCAGUGCCUAGAAAUCAGAACACAAGGCAUAUUCAUGAUAUUGUCUUGAAUAUUGGCAAGAUAUCUGAGACUGAACCAUCUGAACAUACAGAAACUCAGUUCACUUGAACUUUUUUUUUUCACUGAGAAAGGGAAAAAGGAGAAAGAUUUCAUCCAUUAAUUGGAACUUUACAGCAGAAUCAAGAGAUGGCAUUAUCAGAGAGCGAGUUUGGCAUGAAGGGAAGCAGCAUUAUAAGGGAAUGGAGUGGACAAGUCCAACCAGCGCUCAUCAUUUCCUUCAUUUUCCUCUUCUGCCUGGAGGCCUGUCUGUGGAUCCGCAACCUUGCUCUCAAGAAAAGGCUGCCAGGGCCCUUUGCAUGGCCACUAGUGGGCAACGCCAUGCAGCUAGGCCAAAUGCCCCACAUUACCUUCUCCAGGCUUGCAAAGAAGUAUGGCAAUGUCUACCAGAUCCGACUGGGCUCCAAUGACAUAGUGGUGCUGAAUGGACACACAGCCAUACGACAAGCUCUCAUACAACAUAGCACAGAGUUUGCAGGAAGACCAAACUUCAUCUCCUUUCAAAUUAUAUCUGGAGGGAAAAGUAUGACAUUCGGCAGUUACAGCGAACAGUGGAAGGCACACCGGAGAGUAGCUCAAUCUACCUUGAGGGCUUUCUCAUCUGCAAACAGCCAGACCAAGAAGGCCUUUGAACAACAUAUUGUGGCAGAGGCCAUGGAUAUGGUUCAGAACUUUCUCAGGCUGAGUGCAGAUAGAUGUUAUUUCAACCCAUCACAUGAAUUUACAGUCGCUGCUGCUAACGUCAUUUGUGCUCUCUGCUUUGGAAAACGUUACGGGCAUGAUGACCCAGAGUUCAGGGCACUUCUGGGUAGGGUAGAUAAGUUUGGAGAGACAGUGGGGGCUGGGAGCUUAGUAGAUGUCAUGCCUUGGCUUCAGUCUUUCCCAAACCCAGUGCGAAGCGUCUACCAGAACUUCAAGACUAUCAAUAAGGAGUUCUUUGCUUAUGUGAAAGACAAAGUAGUGCAGCACAGAGACACAUUUGACCCCGAUGUAACGCGAGACAUGAGUGAUGCAAUCAUUAGUGUGAUUGAACAUGGAAAAAAUAACAUGUUGUCUAAAGACUUUGUGGAGGGAACCGUGACAGAUCUGAUUGGAGCAGGGCAGGACACUGUAUCUACGAUUAUGCAGUGGAUGUUGCUGCUCUUAGUGAAGUACCCAGCCAUGCAGACCAAGCUCCAGGAGCAGAUUGAUAAAGUGGUUGGCCGUGACAGACUGCCCUCAAUGGAGGACAAGAUCAACAUGGCCUACCUGGAUGCUUUCAUCUAUGAGACCAUGCGCUACACCAGCUUCGUGCCUGUCACCAUCCCCCACUCCACCACCACAGACGUCACCAUCGAGGGCUUCCACAUCCCCAAAGACACAGUGGUGUUCAUCAACCAGUGGUCUGUGAACCACGACCCACAGAAGUGGCAGGACCCCCACAUCUUCAAUCCCUCAAGGUUCCUGGAUGAAAAUGGAGCCCUUAACAAGGACCUGACCAGCAGUGUAAUGAUUUUCUCCACAGGUAAGAGAAGAUGUAUUGGUGACCAGAUUGCCAAGACAGAGAUCUUCCUGUUCUUAGCCAUUCUGCUGCAUCAGUGCACAUUCAAGAGUAACCCCUCUCAGACUCUCACUAUGGACUGCUCAUACGGGUUAGUACUGAAGCCGGUCAAAUUUUCAGUUACAGCCAAACUAAGAGGGAGACUCCUUGGCUUUGUGUCACCAGCAUAAAUUAAAGAAUGACUUGCCAGCCCCUGAUGCUCAAAGCGAGCAAAGACUGAUACAUUUUCAAAUAUAUGACAUAUAACAGUGAGCAUUAAUAAACAAGCACUGAAUGCUGUUGUAUAUUUAAUAUUUAAAGAUUAUUCACACAUUUUGGGUAAGAUGUAUCUUUUAUUAAUGGAAAAAAAUGGUCAUCGUAUUGUCUGAUAGUUAAAAGGAACUGAGACAGUCUUCAUCUCUUCUUGACUAUAGGUAAAAUCUGUAUAUUUACAUUGUGUAUUCGAUAUCCUGUGUUUAAACAAUAUAAGCUAUGUGAAAAAAAAACUUUCAGCAAGCAGUGCAUAAUUGUCAACAUUAAUGUAGUCAUAAAAAAUAUGUACUUUAGAAUUGUUGAUUUGCAGAAAACUGCUUUGAUAGCUUCAGGUUCCUCUUUUGGUUCCUAUGAUUUGAAGAAAAUACUGUAUAUGUAUAUGAUUUACUCAGAUCUGUAUAAAGUCAUAUAAAAUGUGGAUUAUGAGUACUCAUAACUGAUGUAUUUCAGGUAUUUUAAAUAUUAAUCAUCUACCUUACAUGUAAAGCCAUCUACUGUAUCCAGAUUAAAAGAAUAAAUAGCUUGACAAGUUUGUAGGUAGUAAGAAAGUAAUGAUCAUAAUCUAGUAGUUACCAUGCAGUAAGUGAGACAUUGUGUCACUGGGAUAAAUUAAAGUGAAUUUUGUGGCUCUUAUGAAGAGUGUCCAUAAGAGAUCUUGGCCAAGUGGACUUACUUAGUCUUUUUCUUCCAAAUCCUGUUUUUAUAUUUCACCUGUCAUUACAACCUAACUCACACUGGUUUCCAAGAAAUUACUCAUGAUGAAAUAUUUUGUAAUAACACUUUUUUAAGUGCUGCUGCAAGCUAUGCCAUUAAUUAUGUAUUGAGAAAAUAAUUCAGCUCUUUUAAAGCAAAGAAAUAAAAUUAUUUUUGAAUGUCCGUGCAAGCAGCCAUAUAAAUUAUGCAUUGUAUUUUCCUUUCUUUAUACAAAUUGAAAAUAAGCUAAUUUUGAAGUGAAUUAAAUAAAAGUAACAACUUAAAACAA